Messenger RNA from Penicillium maclennaniae, 1722 nucleotides. RefSeq lists its product as uncharacterized. Gene Ontology annotation, biological process: transmembrane transport. Bases 1 to 1722 code for a protein of 573 amino acids. The record is from RefSeq and is a predicted model, not a curated record. Gene Ontology annotation, cellular component: fungal-type vacuole; plasma membrane. The transcript has 7 exons. NCBI's taxonomy places the organism in Eukaryota, Fungi, Ascomycota, Eurotiomycetes, Eurotiales, Aspergillaceae. Gene Ontology annotation, molecular function: dipeptide transmembrane transporter activity; tripeptide transmembrane transporter activity.
AUGUCGGGCCUUAUAUCCGAUGCGCGCGGCUCUGCAGAAGUAGCCGCAGAGAACGAAUCACAGCCACGGUUGGUGUUAGCUCCUGUUGGUAGUGCGAGCUAUUUUGCUGAUAACGAGGUCUCUUUUUCUUCCUUUAAUACAGGAUCCAAGGAAUUUCCUGAGCCCAAUGACCAGGCAACUCUGGAAGUCAACUCCGUGUCCGACUGCGAUGACGGUCGCGUGGCAUCCGACGACGAAGUGCGCGCUCUUCUCCAUGUCGUCGACAAGAUUCCCAUUCGGCUAUGGGUCGCCUGUCUGGCAGGUAUUCUGGAGCGAUUCGUAUGGUACGGAGCGACUGCUCCUUUGCAAAACUAUCUGCAGAAUGUACCUGGAGGAGCAGUCCCAGGAGCUCUGGGUCUUGGGCAGGCUACUGCUUCGAAUAUUGUGAAUGCGCUGACUAUUGGGGCUUAUAUUACUCCUAUCCCCGCUGCUGUCAUCGCUGACAGUUGGCUCGCAUUGAAUCCAUUGGCGCGGCCGUUCUAUUUGCAACUUCCUUACCAGUCGCAAUGCAUGACGGUGCGGCUCUGGGGGGGCGUGAUCAGUGCAUCCGUGCUCCUAGCUGUUGGCUCGGGGGCUUUCAAGACGACUGUGGUCCCUUUCAUUGCCGAUCAAUAUGACCAAAACGAGUUUCGGAUCCGGUAUCGAAACGGCAAGAAGGUCGUCGCCGACAGAGACCUCACCAUCACAUACAUCUAUAAUGUGUUCUACUGGGCCGUGAAUGUGAUAUGCUUCCUUGCCGAUUGUACCCCUCUACUGGAGAGAUACAUUGGCUUUUGGCUCGCCUAUCUGAUUCCAUGCUGUUGUAUGUGUCUGGUCCUGAUUCCAAUUCUUAUCGGCCGGAACUACUUUGUGCGAGCACCGCCAACGAGCAACAUGAUGCCCAAAGUCUUUGCAGCUUUGCGCUGUGGGAUCUCUGGUGGUUUCUGCAUGGACGCUGCCAAGCCAGAUGCUCAGCUUCAGCAUGAUCGACAAGUUCCAUGGUCGGACUCUUUCAUUGAAGACAUCAAGCGGAGUCUUUUGACAUGUCGCGUGCUACUUCUUUUCCCGAUUCACUGGCUAUGUUACAACCAGACAUUUAAUAACCUGAUCUCCCAAGCCGGACAGAUGGUAACCUACGGUAUCCCAAACGACAUGAUCAAAAUCGCCGGUCCCAUCUCCGGGAUCAUCGUUGCACCCAUCAUCCAAAAAGGGCUAUACCCUUAUCUCACCAGAAAGAACAUUCCAUUCCGCCCAAUCACUAGAAUGGCAGUUGGGUUCUUCAUCCUGAUUCUUUCCAUGGUCUACGUCACCGUGGUUCAAAAACUCAUCUACAUGAGCGGACCAUGCUACGACAGACCUCUCGAGUGUCCCGCUGCAAACAAUAGCACUGUCCCCAAUCAGAUAUCGGUCUUCCUUCAAAUGCCAAUUUACUUCAGCAGUGCAUUGGCCGAGGUCUUUUGCAUGACUACGGGAACCGAGUAUGCCUAUAACAACGCGCCUGAUAGUAUGAAGACCUUGGUGCAGGCGAUUUGGCUCGCGAUGGCGGGAAUUGGAAUUUGUUUGGCUUUGGCGUUUACGCCAUUGACCAAAGACCCUCAUUUGGUCACCAUGUAUGGUAUCUUGGCGGGACUUUUGGGUGUGGCUACGAUCUUGUUGUGGGUGAUUUUCCGCCAUGUGGAUCAAGUGAAGGAGGGGACUGAGUGA